CCUUCUCAGAGAGUUCCCCACAGCGUAUGACCUCAGCCAACUUUGUAUCCUACUCUGCUCCAGGACUAUGCCAAUCUGUGGCCAUGCUCCCGUCAGUUGGUCACCUCCUGUCCCUCCUGCUGGUGAUGGGCACAGGGGGUAUCAUGCCCAGCCCCCAGGUCCCUCCCCAGGGCUGCUACAUGGCGGAGGAAGCCGGUGAGAGGACCUUCCGCUGCAGUCAGGCAGGCCUGAGUGCUGUGCCCACUGGAAUCCCCAACGACACCCGAAAGCUCUACCUGGAUGCCAACCAGCUGGCAUCAGUGCCAGCUGGUGCCUUCCAGCACCUGCCUGUUCUGGAGGAGCUGGAUCUAUCCCAUAAUGUCCUAGCCCACCUCUCAGGGGCUGCUUUCCAGGGCCUCGCGGAUACGCUGCGCCACCUUGACCUCUCUGCCAACCAGCUGGCCUCCUUGCCGGUAGAGGCCUUCUUGGGGCUGCAGAUCCAAGUGAACCUGUCUGCCAACCCAUGGCGCUGCGACUGUGCUCUCCAGGAGGUGCUGAGCCGGGUGAGGCUGGCACCAGGCACUGGAACAGGCAUCGUGUGUGGCCCGGGAGCCCGACCAGACCUCGUGGGGCAGGAGUUCCUGACACUGGCAGGACAGGAAGAGCUGUGUGGGACGGGGCGGGGCGGGGCCCAGCGGAGCACUGAUGUGGCCCUCCUGGUCACCAUGGGGGGCUGGCUGGCACUGGUGGUGGCUUAUUUGGUCCACUAUGUGUGGCAGAAUCGGGAUGAGACCCGGCGCCCCCUCAAGCCGGCUCCCGCGCUGCCUGCGCGCUCGGAGGACUCCUCCACCCUCAGCACAGUGGUCUGA
Molecule: messenger RNA, 848 nt
Organism: Pteropus alecto (black flying fox)
Lineage: Eukaryota; Metazoa; Chordata; Mammalia; Chiroptera; Pteropodidae
Gene: LRRC3C
Product: leucine rich repeat containing 3C
Exons: 2
Coding region: 27-848 (273 amino acids)
Cellular component (GO): plasma membrane
Molecular function (GO): protein binding
Source: RefSeq, a predicted model, not a curated record